GAGAGAGAGAUAGAGAAAGAGAGAUUUUGAGCCCUACAAAAAAAAUAAAAAAAUAAAAACACUUUGCAUGUAUGAUAUCAUCACUAUCAUAUCCUCUUCAUCUUGUUCUUCUACCAUGGACUUCACACCUUCUCAUCACACUUUCAUGUUUCAAACCCAUGAAGAUCAUGACCAGUUCCGUUCAACUAAUUCAACCUCUCUCAACACCUUUCCAUCUUUACCACCCCAACACUUUCAAGGGGUUGGUGCAGCUUUCAUGAUGAAGCGAUCUAUGUCAUUUUCAGGCAUAGAGAGCAAGUGUGAUGAAGUGCAUGUUGAUGAUGAUUUAUCAGAUGAUGGAUCCCAAACUGGGGAGAAGAAGAAGAGGUUGAGUUUGGAACAAGUGAAGGCACUUGAGAAGAGUUUUGAGGUUGGGAACAAGCUUGAACCUGAAAGGAAAAUGCAGCUUGCUAAGGCUCUUGGUUUGCAACCAAGACAGAUUGCUAUAUGGUUCCAGAACAGAAGAGCAAGGUGGAAAACCAAGCAACUUGAGAAGGAAUAUGAAGUUCUCAAGAAACAAUUUGAAGCUGUUAAGGCUGAUAAUGAUACCCUUAAGGCUCAGAACCAGAAACUACAUGCAGAGUUACAAGCUCUAAAGAGCAGGAGUUGCUGUGAAACAAGAACAAUUAGCCUCAAAAAAGAAACUGAGGGUUCUUGGAGCAAUGGAAGUGAAAACAGCUCAGAUAUUAAUUUGGAUCUCUCAAGAACACCAAUCAUGAAUAGUCCUGUAUCUUCUCAGAAUGGUAAAAGCCUUCUUCUAUCCACUACUUCCCUAAAACCCACCAGCAUAACCCAACUCCUCCAAUGCUCAUCAUCAAGAUCAGAUCUUCAAGAUGAAAGCUUAUGCAACAUGUUUCACAACAUUGAUGAGCAGCAGAAUUUUUGGCCCUGGCCUGAGCAGCAACACCAUUUUCAUUGAACUCCAAAAAAAAAAAGAUUUUAAGACAUCAAUGAUUUGAGGGUGAAAUUAAUUGAGAAGAAGAAAGUUCAUUAGACUUAGUUUCAAACUUUUUUCUGCCAGUUUUUUUUAAUUUAUGUUUUUAAUGUAGAUUGGUGUAUAAAGUUUGAACAAAAUCCACUUAUGAGGAGGUGGUGGACUUUGAGUAGUGCAACUUCUUUCCCACUAGACUUUUACUAUAUUGCAAAAUAUAUAUAUGUUUUUGCUAGGUUGAAAUAAAAUAUUAUGAAAUA
This is a messenger RNA of Gastrolobium bilobum, 1230 nucleotides long. Its product is annotated as homeobox-leucine zipper protein ATHB-20-like. Gene Ontology annotation, cellular component: nucleus. The transcript is spliced from 3 exons. The coding region runs from base 68 to 958 and encodes 296 amino acids. Gene Ontology annotation, molecular function: DNA-binding transcription factor activity, RNA polymerase II-specific; sequence-specific DNA binding. NCBI's taxonomy places the organism in Eukaryota, Viridiplantae, Streptophyta, Magnoliopsida, Fabales, Fabaceae. The record is from RefSeq and is a predicted model, not a curated record. Gene Ontology annotation, biological process: positive regulation of DNA-templated transcription.